Messenger RNA from Phalaenopsis equestris, 1058 nucleotides. RefSeq names its product polyadenylate-binding protein RBP45-like. Gene Ontology annotation, cellular component: cytosol. The transcript is spliced from 2 exons. Gene Ontology annotation, molecular function: mRNA binding. Lineage: Eukaryota; Viridiplantae; Streptophyta; Magnoliopsida; Asparagales; Orchidaceae. The record is from RefSeq and is a predicted model, not a curated record. Bases 153 to 1058 code for a protein of 301 amino acids.
UCACCGGUCAUUAUUCUUGGAUGGCUUGCUCCUUCCCAUCCUCUAAACCUGUCGGCUUUUGCUGCUAAGAUUAGGGUUUCUUUACCCCUUCCUUUCCCCUUCCUUUCCCCUCACUUCCUUUCGAGGAUUUAGUUUUUCGUCCCUCUUAGAGAAUGAUGCAAGGCGGAGGGAUGGUUCCGCCUACCUUGGACCAGCAAUAUCAGAUACCUCCGCCGCAGUAUCAGAUCCCGCCGCCGACACAGUCAGUUCCGCCGCAAUGGGGAACGGUUCCACCGCCUGCACCUCAACCGCAGUACCCUCAGCCGCAGGUGAUGCCUAUGUGGAACCAGCAACCAAGUCAGAUUCCCCCGGCGCAGGCUAUGCAGCCGAUGCCCCAGCAGCAACAAUUUCAACCUCAGUAUGGCGCACCCAUGCCGGCACCGGCCAACGUUUCCCUCUCGGCGGCGCAACCCCAGUUCGCCGACGAGGUUCGCACGCUUUGGAUUGGAGAUCUGCAGUAUUGGAUGGAGGAAUCAUACGUCUAUAGUUGCUUUGCCCAAAGUGGGGAGGUUGUAUCCGUGAAGCUUAUCAGGAACAAGCAAACUGGACAAUUGGAAAGCUAUGGUUUUAUUGAGUUUGCUUCUCGUGCUGCUGCUGAAAGAGUUCUUCAGACUUACAAUGGAGCAUUGAUGCCUAAUUCUGAACAAGUUUUCAGGUUGAACUGGGCAUCUGCAGGUGGAAAAAAGGGAGAUGAAGCUAAUGAUUUUACCAUAUUUGUUGGCGAUUUGGCAUCUGAUGUUACAGACUUCAUGUUACUAGAAGUAUUUAGGAGCCAUUACACAUCCGUUAAGGGUGCAAAACUUGUUACUGAUAGAAUCACUGGCCGUUCAAAAGGCUAUGGAUUUGUUAGGUUUGCAGAUUCGAGCGAGCAGAAUCGGGCAUUGACGGAAAUGAAUGGUGUUUAUUGUUCUUCUAGACCUAUGCGGGUUGGUCCAGCAGCUAGUAAGAGGUCUGCGGAUGCACAACAGCACGACUCUGCAAAAGGUUAUAAAAAAAAAAAAAAAAAAACUAAGCUAUGA